Messenger RNA from Owenia fusiformis, 1398 nucleotides. NCBI's taxonomy places the organism in Eukaryota, Metazoa, Annelida, Polychaeta, Sabellida, Oweniidae. The record is from the annotation of a GenBank genome assembly.
UUACUUCCGUCAACAAAUUUUUAGAAAAAUUGAUCCCUAACACUUGAUGUAUAUACCAUAGACAGUCAUUCUCAUAUGAUGGCUAAACAUCAAGAUGAGCUGGAUGUUUUACAAGCAGUGUAUUGUGCACCUGGGGAAUUCAUGCUUAUUAAUGAAGGUGACUGUCCCUGCUUUAAAGUGUCCACCCAAGAUAUGACAUCACAUUUUAAUAUUGAAAUAACUUUUCAACUCUCUUCAGAAUAUCCCAAUCAAGUUCCACAUAUCUCUAUAUUUUGUGAUACAAUAAACAGAACACAGCUGUCACAGCUGAAACACAGCUGCCUGGAUUAUGCAAAUGAAUUGAAAGGAGAUAAUAUGAUUAUGAAUGUAGUCCAAUGGCUUCAGGAAAAUACUGAUUUCCUCAUUAAUGAACAUCCACAAAAAGAUAAUCCUGAUAGUGAUGUAAAACAUGACCAUGAUACUGAUCCUAUUAACAGAACAGAGAAUGAUAGUAUUUCUGCUACAAAUGACAUUGGAGCAUGCGUAAGGGCUAAUGAUACUGAAUCAUCAAAUUGGACUGCAUUACUCUCUUUGGACCACAUGAGAUCUAAAACCAAAUAUAUCAAGACAAUCAAGAAAUGGGUUGACCAGUUGGGUUUACAAGGCAGACUAAUAUUUCAAGGCAAACUGAUACUUAUUCUUCUACAGGGGCACAAAGAGAGCAUAAAGGAAUAUUUAACGCUACAGAGGACUGUUAAUGUUGAUGUAGAUUCAAAAGGCAGAAGUUGUAAGGAAAAGAUGAUGAAAAUAUUGCAUGAAGAAGAAACAAAGUCUCCUCCAAGCUUGUGUGGGUUUGACUCUAUGGAACUACAAACUAAUAGUGAUCUUCAAGACUUCUUCUCCAAAGCAAACUUAGGACACAUAUUCAAGUCUCACUUCUAACAUACAUCAUAAUCAAACAAGGAUUCAGUUUGUGACUUUCUUUGAUGUCAUUGACUUUUGACCUUGAAAAUUUACCCAUCUGACUUUUUGAAUCCAAAUAACCAAUCUGAAAAAUUAACUUUUUGGACCUUUUGAAGAUUAUUGAAGUUCAACAAAAGGUGAAAUGUCAAAUUCAAUGUCAGAUUUGAUUUCUUGGCAACUUGUAUGAUGUAUUUUAUGAUUUUCAAAAAACGGUUUCCUCAAUUUGAAGCAAGUUACAAUUUGACCUUAAAAUUUAUAAAUGUUGACCUACUUUCAGUUUGUAAAUGGAAAUAUCUCAAAACUGGGGCAAACUGAUAAUUAUUUAGAUGUGAAGACACAGUCAUUGCUUUAGAUUAUAAUCACCAACAUACUUCUGUUUUCUAGUACAAUUCUGAAAACAACUGAAUAUGUAAUCCUUAGAAUAUAUUUAUAUGAAGCUAUAAAUAAAGAAAAUAA